CUGAAUUCAAUUAUAACGCGGAUUCUGGACGCACAUUCGAAGCGUGGUUCAGGCGCUGGGAAGACAUGUUCCGGACGGACUUCAUUCCUCAGGACGACUCCUGGAAGGUACGAUUGCUACUCCGCAAGCUCGGAAUAAGUGGACAUUCAGGAUUCAUAGACCACAUUCUGCUCAAACAACCGAAGGAUCUGACGUUUGACGAAGUAUUGUCGCAGCUAAAGGAGAGUUUUGAAACUUACGCGAUGGCAUCUACUGAGGUCACACAUACCGCGGAAACUUUUGUCUGCAAUUCUUGCAACGUAAAAUUUUCCGGACGAGUUCCUUUCGCCCAUCACUUGGAGGCCACUCCUCACGUAAAAAUUGACUCACGUACCUUUGAAUGCUCCACUUGUGGCGUCCCGAUGAACUCUAAACAGAGCUUCGAGAUUCACAUCAAUGGUUCCAAACACAAGCGCAAGUUGGACAGAGCUGCAGCGGACUUAGUGGCAUCCGUCCCCACAACCCCCUCUGCUGAAUCAUCUCUGUUCGCUACCACUACUACGGGUGACAGCACGGUUCAACACUCUGGAGGAGCCUGGCGAUGUACGCUGUGUGAUUUGUCAUGUUCGUCUAGUGAACAAUUUAAUAUGCACUUGAGUGGUAAGAAACAUGCAAGGCGCAGUAAGCUUCAAACCAACUCCGUGGCAAGGACCUUAGCACCUGACGCUUCGGACACGGAGAGUAAUUCGACAACAGUGAAGCGAAUGUCAAGAAAGCGAGCUCUUUUCUCGUACACAAAAGCCCAACUGGAUGGCGGUUUGGAUGCGCUUCGGCAGUUGGAGUGCUCCACCACGUCUGAUAUGUUGACCCCGAUGUUAUCGCAGUUACCGUUGUGCAUGCGUAAAUCGGCCGACAACUCCAUUGGGCUUGAGGUAGAACCGAAACGUCAGCACACGGAGGAAAUCAGCCAGCCUAAUGAGCGUGUGUUUUGCACGCAUGCAAAGUGUAUGCUUGCCCGAGCUCUCAAGUGCUACGAAUCAACCUUAAGGCAGCUGCAAACCCCUCCUCUGGACAACAAGACUUAGGAGACAUUCUUCGGACUUACCGAUGUUCCCAGUUGAACACGUUUUCCACACCCGUUUGACAAUGAGUUGCCAACUGCUUCCUCAUUGUAAAUUCUUCAUUUUAACGUAUUAAUAAACACGUAGUCCAUGA
Molecule: messenger RNA, 1194 nt
Organism: Dicrocoelium dendriticum
Lineage: Eukaryota; Metazoa; Platyhelminthes; Trematoda; Plagiorchiida; Dicrocoeliidae
Source: the annotation of a GenBank genome assembly